Xyrauchen texanus (razorback sucker) is the source of this 1074-nucleotide messenger RNA. Its product is annotated as protocadherin gamma-A6-like. Gene Ontology annotation, biological process: homophilic cell-cell adhesion. Gene Ontology annotation, molecular function: calcium ion binding. The transcript is spliced from 2 exons. Gene Ontology annotation, cellular component: plasma membrane. Lineage: Eukaryota; Metazoa; Chordata; Actinopteri; Cypriniformes; Catostomidae. The record is from RefSeq and is a predicted model, not a curated record. The coding region runs from base 1 to 1074 and encodes 357 amino acids.
AUGGAUAAUGACCCAAAGCAAACCUCCAAAGUUGUGGGAAAAUGGCUUAAGACGAUAAAGUCAAGUGUCAAAGCUCAUGACCCAGACGAAAAUCAAAAUGCCAGGAUAUCUUAUAUUCUAGAAGAAAGCGACCUGGGCGGCUCUCCUGUAGGAACGUACGUUUCCGUUAACGCGGAGAGCGGGGUUGUAUACGCAGUGCGCCCUUUUGAUUAUGAGCAGAUCAAAAACAUUCAGAUAACUAUAAAUGCGCAGGAUGGCGGCUCUCCUUCGCUUUGUAGCAACGUAACCGUUAACAUUUAUAUCCAAGACCAGAACGACAACGCGCCUCAGGUCCUGUAUCCGGUCCAGUCUGGUGCUUCUGUGGUGGCUGAAAUAGUGCCUCGUUCGGCAGAUGUGGGUUAUCUGGUCACUAAAGUGGUGGCUGUUGAUGUGGACUCUGGACAGAAUGCCUGGCUCUCAUAUAAACUGCAGAAAGCCACAGACAGGGCGCUGUUUGAAGUGGGCUUACAGAAUGGAGAAAUAAGAACUGUACGUCAAGUGACAGAUAAAGAUGCUGUGAAACAAAGGCUCACUGUUGUAGUGGAGGACAACGGGCAGCCCUCUCGUUCAGCUACAGUCAAUGUGAACGUGGCGGUGGCGGACAGCUUCCCUGAAGUGCUCUCCGAGUUCACUGACUUUACGCACGACAAGGAAUACAACGACAACCUGACUUUUUAUCUCGUCUUGGCCUUGGCUGCCGUUUCAUUUCUUUUUAUAACAUGUCUAGUCGUCAUCAUCUCUGUUAAAAUUUACAGAUGGAGGCAAUCUCGCUUGUUCUUUUCGUCAAACCUUCCCGUUAUUCCGUACUAUCCGCCGCGUUACGCAGACACUGUGGGCACAGGAACUUUGCAGCAAGCGUAUAAUUAUGAGGUUCACAGCACGACAGAUUCAAGGAGGAGUGACUAUAAAUUUGUCGGACCCUGUAAUCAGAACGUGUUGAUAAUGGACCCCAAUUCUACACUUACCAUCCAGCGCGUGCAAAGUGAGAAAAACAUCCUGGAUGAACCAGAUUCUCCGGUUCAGGUGAGACUGUAG